AAUUUAACCCUCUGUCUCUCUCUCAAAAAACCAUCUGAGGAACAGAGACACUGAAAAAACAGGAAAACUAACAUCAUAAUGUCGUGUUUCAGAGCAAACCCUCCUACAUUGUUUCUUCUUUUUCUUCUCUCUUUGUUUCUUUUCCGACCUGAAGUAGUUUCUGAAGCCUCAAUUUUCCCAACUUCACACAUCCAAGGGUAUCAUAAAAGUUUAGUUUUUGGGGAGAAAGAGCAGAGUGAAGUGUUGCCAUGGAGGAAGAUAGAAAGGAGGAACCUUGUAGAGGGAAGUGAAGGAGCCAACAACUCUUCUUUGAUUUUGGCUGAAAAGAGGACACAGAGGAAAGACCCUCUUAAUAAUUUUAACAAGUACACUGGUGGCUGGAAUAUCAGCAAUCAACACUAUUGGGCUUCUGUGGGUUUUACAGCGGCUCCAUUCUUUGUCAUUGCUGGAAUCUGGUUUGUGUUAUUCGCGCUAUGCUUGUUCGUCAUAUGCAUCCGUCAUUGUUGUUGUCAACUAGAUUCUUAUGGCUACUCUCGAAUAGCUUAUGCUCUAUCUCUUAUUUUCCUCAUACUCUUCACCAUUGCUGCAAUUGUUGGCUGUAUUGUGCUGUACAUCGGUCAAGGAAAAUUUCAUGCCAGUACAACGAACACACUGGAUUAUGCUGUUCAUAAGGCAGAUGUUACAGCUGAAAACCUUAGGAAUGUGUCGGAUUAUCUUUCUGCAGCUAAAACAAUUAGUGUGGAUUCAACUAUUCUAUCACCUGAUAUCCAAAAAAGCAUUGAUGAUGUUGACAAGAAGAUCAACGCUUCUGCUUCGACACUUUCCACUCAAACAGGUGAUAAUAAAGACAGAAUUCAACACGGUUUGGACCGCAUGAGAUUGGCUCUUGUCAUUGUCGCAGCUGUGAUGCUUUUUUUGGCAUUUCUUGGAUUCUUAUUCUCCAUUCUUGGAUUGCAGUUUCUGGUCUACACGCUGGUGAUCUUUGGGUGGAUUCUUGUUGCUGGCACAUUUAUUUUAUGUGGUGUAUUUAAUCUCCUCCACAAUGUUGCAGGAGAUUCAUGUGUUGCCAUGGACCAAUGGGUCCAGAAUCCCACUGCACAUACUGCGCUAGAUGACAUUCUGCCAUGUGUGGACAAUGCAACGGCCCAAGAGACCUUGUUACAAACCAAGAAUGUCACUCACCAACUUGUAAAUGUCGUGAAUGGCAUCAUCAAUACUGUUGCCAACCGUAAUUUCCCACCACAAUUGGCACCUUUAUAUUACAAUCAAUCUGGUCCAUUGGUGCCUGUUCUCUGCAAUCCAUUCCAUUCAAAUCUCUCAGAGCGUAUGUGUGCAUCUGGUGAAGUUAGCUUGCACAAUUCUUCAGAGGUUUGGAAGAAAUAUACCUGUAACGUAUCUACACCUUCCGGGAUAUGUACUACACCUGGGCGGCUGACCCCUCAAUUCUAUAGUCAGAUGUCAGCUGCGGUGAAUAUUAGUUAUGGUCUAUAUCGCUACGGUCCAUUCCUGGUUAAUUUGCAAGACUGCACUUUCGUGCGCGAUACAUUCACAGAUAUCAGUCAUGAUCAUUGCCCAGGUCUGCGCCGCUAUAGUCAAUGGAUCUACAUCGGAUUAGUAAUUGUAUCUGCAGCUGUGAUGCUGUCAUUGAUGUUUUGGGUGAUUUAUGCAAGAGAGAGAAGGCAUCGCGUUUAUACUAAACAGCACGAUGCUAGAGUGGAAGGCGUAAACAAGGGUCACUAGAACGUCACAAACGGACUUGUUUAUUUCCAAGUAACUUUCGUUGCAUUACUUUGUAUAUUAUGCUUGUUUUCCUUAGGUUUGAAUCCUUGUGAAAUACAGUAGACGUGCUUAAUCUUGUGCCUGCUAAUUGUUCAUCAAUGAAAUGUAUUUUUCCUAUUAAUCUAAAA
Gossypium raimondii (Peruvian cotton) is the source of this 1907-nucleotide messenger RNA. RefSeq lists its product as uncharacterized. NCBI's taxonomy places the organism in Eukaryota, Viridiplantae, Streptophyta, Magnoliopsida, Malvales, Malvaceae. Gene Ontology annotation, cellular component: plasmodesma; plasma membrane. The record is from RefSeq and is a predicted model, not a curated record. Bases 79 to 1740 code for a protein of 553 amino acids. The transcript is spliced from 9 exons.